AUGAUCCCGCCCCCGCAGCCAAUAUCGCGAUGCCGCACCCAGGGCUUUGCAGGCUACGGCGUCGCAUGGUCCCCCUUUUUCGACAAUAGGCUCGCCGUCGCCAGCAGCGCAAAUUACGGCCUCGUAGGCAACGGUCGACUGCACAUCAUGGGUCUCGCCGGGCAGGGGUUGGUCGUCGAAAAGGUCUUCGACACCCAGGACGGCCUCUACGACCUGGCAUGGUCCGAGGCGCACGAAAACCAGCUCGUCACCGCCAGCGGCGAUGGCAGCAUCAAGCUGUGGGACAUUGCCCUCAAUGACCACCCCAUUCGCAACUGGGCAGAGCACAGCCGCGAAGUGUUUUCCGUCGACUGGAACAAUAUCAAAAAGGACAUCUUUGCCAGCUCCAGCUGGGACUGCUCUGUCCGAAUCUGGCAUCCGGAGCGGCCCGCAUCGCUCACGAGCAUCACGGCGCACACGGCAUGCGUCUACAGCUGCGCCUUUUCGCCCCACAACCCAGAGCUCCUCGCGACGGCAUCCGGCGACGGCCACCUCCGCCUUUUCGACCUGCGGCAGCCCGUCGGCACGCCCGGCAGCCCAGCAGCGCCGAUAGCCACGGUGCCCGUGGGCGGCGAGGUCCUUUCGCUCGACUGGAACAAGUACCGCCCCAUGACGAUUGCCACGGGGUCGACGGACCGCGUCGUCAAGACGGUGCACGACUCGCACACCGAGUUUGUCGUCGGCAUCAGCUGGUCCCUCUUUCGAGAGGGCCUCGUCGCCUCGACGGCGUGGGAUACAGAGACACAUCUGUGGUCGGCGCUCGGGUGA
Messenger RNA from Pseudozyma flocculosa PF-1, 807 nucleotides. RefSeq lists its product as uncharacterized. The transcript is spliced from 6 exons. Gene Ontology annotation, cellular component: cytosol; peroxisomal matrix. Lineage: Eukaryota; Fungi; Basidiomycota; Ustilaginomycetes; Ustilaginales; Ustilaginaceae. Gene Ontology annotation, biological process: protein import into peroxisome matrix. Gene Ontology annotation, molecular function: protein binding. Bases 1 to 807 code for a protein of 268 amino acids. The record is from RefSeq and is a predicted model, not a curated record.